Nanorana parkeri is the source of this 624-nucleotide messenger RNA. It is a transcript of the gene PPIF, whose product is annotated as peptidylprolyl isomerase F. The transcript has 6 exons. Gene Ontology annotation, molecular function: peptidyl-prolyl cis-trans isomerase activity. The record is from RefSeq and is a predicted model, not a curated record. Gene Ontology annotation, biological process: protein peptidyl-prolyl isomerization; protein folding; regulation of mitochondrial membrane permeability involved in programmed necrotic cell death. Lineage: Eukaryota; Metazoa; Chordata; Amphibia; Anura; Dicroglossidae. Bases 1 to 600 code for a protein of 199 amino acids. Gene Ontology annotation, cellular component: mitochondrion.
AUGCUGGCUCUCAGUGGUAGUAGGCUGCUUCUCCGGGGCUGCCGCUCAUGUACCGGAUCACUUACCGUAUGGAGAGCCUGCAGCUCCACCGAGGACAGUGCGAAGGAUAACCCGCUAGUGUACCUGGAUGUUACGGCAGACAACAAGCCUCUGGGGAGGAUUGUACUGGAGUUGAAAAAAGAAAUGGUGCCAAAAACUGCAGAAAAUUUCCGAUUGUUAUGCACUGGAGAGAAGGGCUUUAGUUAUAAAGGAUCCACGUUCCACAGAAUAAUUCCUGACUUCAUGUGCCAGGGUGGAGAUUUUACAAAUCACAAUGGAACUGGAGGGAAAUCCAUUUAUGGAAGUCGCUUCCCUGAUGAAAACUUCAUACUGAAGCAUACAGGGCCAGGUGUUCUCUCAAUGGCUAAUGCAGGGCCGAACACAAAUGGAUCCCAGUUCUUUAUCUGUACCACAAAAACUGAAUGGCUGGAUGGUAAGCACGUGGUGUUUGGUAAUGUGACAGAAGGCUACGAUGUACUGAAGAAAAUUGAAGGUUGUGGACAGAAGGGUGGCCGCCCUACAAAAAAGAUUGUUAUUGCAGAUUGUGGUGAACUUUCUUGAUAUCAACUCUUUCUUCCACGCUAU